This is a messenger RNA of Cyphellophora attinorum, 1113 nucleotides long. RefSeq lists its product as uncharacterized. The transcript is spliced from 4 exons. Bases 1 to 1113 code for a protein of 370 amino acids. The record is from RefSeq and is a predicted model, not a curated record. Lineage: Eukaryota; Fungi; Ascomycota; Eurotiomycetes; Chaetothyriales; Cyphellophoraceae.
AUGCUAAAAGGAAUGCCUUUGGACGUGUUUCACGCCGAACCCUUCAAUGCCUAUCCGAUACCAACCAUUGGCGUGGUUCAUCGCAUGGCUGAACAUUUUCUACGUGUGUGGGCACCGCAGCAAGGCCACGCUUUUGCCAUUGACGGACAUCCGAACCCGUAUUUAUCAUUGCUGUGGCCGUACGCUCUGCAAGACGCCGCGAUCUUCGAAGGCAUAAUUGCCAUGUGCCGAGCAUCGUGGCUUCUGGAGAACGGUCAAGACACUCUGCAUGAUCGUGGGUUCAACUAUCACUUCAACAACAGCAAGCAAGCCUUGCAGAGACGUCUCGACAACCCCGACACGUGUUACGAUGACACGACCCUGCUUUCGAUAAUGGCACUGACAACAGUCGAUUAUACGCUUGGCGAGCAUUCACUGGCCGAACAGUACUUGCAGAGCAUGCGUCAGAUGGUGACCAUGAGAGGUGGCCAUCGAGAUGACACGGACUGGAAUAGGUUUCUCACGGCUGUUUGCACCGCCUUCGAAAUGCUCUGGAGCUUCAUUCUGUCGAAUAGUCAGCAAAAUAAUUCCCCGACCACCAAUGGCGCCGACAAACCUUCCGAGGCGAUGAGGAACGCCAUUCCAGUCUAUGCUAAUCAUCCUUUUCCUCCAGACUAUACAGCAUCACUGGCUCGCAUUCCCCAAGGCUUCAGCGAUUUGGCUGUCUCAAGCCUUCUUUCGAUGCAGUGCGUCCGCGUGAUCGAACGCAUACCGUUCACGCCCAGCUCUGCCGAGGCGACGGCAAACUCACCUCGCCCGGACGGAGCUGAUCUACACACUAUACACACCGAUCUUCUGAAGCUUACAACCCUAAAGACCACCAAGAUGGAGCACGUCCUCUGCUUUGGCCUUGUGGCUUACUGCUUGCCACUCCAAUGCGGUAGGCCACUGCCCGCAGGUUGUACAUCUCUGCUACAGUCAUGUGUCGACGCAUACAUGAGGUUCAAUCUCCGUGAGAACGAGGAGAAGCUGGACGGGAAGUGCUUACUAUGGAUCGCUGUGGUCCUUGCUUCCGCCCUGGACAACUGCGCAGAUGAGGCCUUCGACACGCACCUGUCCUCGAGAAAAUUUUGA